Molecule: messenger RNA, 1240 nt
Organism: Hevea brasiliensis (rubber tree)
Lineage: Eukaryota; Viridiplantae; Streptophyta; Magnoliopsida; Malpighiales; Euphorbiaceae
Exons: 3
Coding region: 134-1111 (325 amino acids)
Source: RefSeq, a predicted model, not a curated record
GCUAAAUUGACUUAAUUUUGCAGGGCUAGGUCCAUUGCGAAGAUUUGGUUCAAAUUUACUUCAAUUGUUUGGAAUAAAGCAGAUUUAUGAUACAAAGUUGACCCACGCCUAUGCUCUUGAACUUUUACAUUGGAUGUGCAAACAUAUAUCCACUAUAGAUGACACAAAACUUCUGCAAAGUGGAGUAUAUGAUGCAUUCUUUGGAGCUAUCAAAUUUGGGACCAUUGAAGUUGUUAUUGAGAUGCUCAAAGCCAAUCCCAGUCUUUUAACUGUUUCAAACCCCAAACGCAGAGGCAUCCUUCAGUAUGCUGUUAAACAUCGGCAAGAAAAAAUUUUUAGCCUUAUAUACGCGCUUGAGACAAGAAAGCACUUGCUGAUCUCUUUAACUGAUUAUAAUCAAAAUAACAUUUUACACAUUGCAGCGAAGUUAGCACCUCCUGAUCGACUUGCAAGCAUUUCAGGUGCAGCUUUGCAGAUGCAAAGAGAGCUACAGUGGUACAAGGAAGUGGAAAGUAUUGUGGAUCCUUCAUUUCAAGAAAAUGUCAACUUGCUCUUUGAAACACCUAAGCAAAAAUUUUCUAAUCAACACAAGCAGUUAGUGAGUGAUGGAGAGAAAUGGAUGAAGGAGACAGCAACAUCUUGCACAGUUGUAGGCGCUCUUAUCAUUACUAUAAUGUUUACUGCAGCAUUCACUGUUCCUGGUGGUAACUUUCAAGAUACCGGCUCUCCAAUAUUCUUACAUAGAAAAUCAUUUGUGACUUUUAUAAUAUCCGAUGCAAUUUCACUCUUUGCUUCCUCAACAUCAGUAUUGAUGUUCUUAGGAAUCCUGACGUCUCGGUAUGCAGAGGAUGACUUCCUCAAGUCCUUGCCCACUAAGUUAAUUAUUGGUCUUUCUACCCUUUUCAUUUCAAUUGCAACCAUGAUGGUAGCAUUUUGUGCUACUCUUAUAAUAAUGUUUCAGGGAGAGCUAAAACUUGUAAUUCCAAUCACUUUUUUAGCUAGUAUUCCUAUCACCCUUUUCAUACUGCUGCAAUUUCCUCUUCUUGUUGAGAUAUUUGUAUCCACGUACGGACCAGGCAUCUUUGAUAAAAGCAUGAGGUAUUGGUACUGAGCAUACCACACAAUGAAGUGAUACCCUCUUCAACUUUUUGUGGGUUAAGAAAGCAGUAAUGGCUUUCACUAUUGAAAUCUCUCUCUCUCUCUCACUUCACUUCAUCCUAGUACCACUGCAACGUUGUAC